Fusarium subglutinans is the source of this 1371-nucleotide messenger RNA. RefSeq lists its product as uncharacterized. NCBI's taxonomy places the organism in Eukaryota, Fungi, Ascomycota, Sordariomycetes, Hypocreales, Nectriaceae. The coding region runs from base 1 to 1371 and encodes 456 amino acids. The transcript is spliced from 2 exons. The record is from RefSeq and is a predicted model, not a curated record.
AUGCCCUCAAUCACAGCCGUAACGAUCUUCAUCUUCGGCCUCAGCGCCUUCAAUCACGGCGUCAGCAAUCUCAUCUCCCCUCGCAAAGCUCUCGCCGCAAAGCAACUCCAAGACUCAGCCCUCCCCGCACUCAACGGCUUUUCAGUCGCCAUCAUCGGAAUCGGCAUUUACUACAUGCUGGCUGCAUAUCAAGAGAACCGCGGCUUUUUUGCUCUCACCCUGGCACGAUUUAUUUCAGCCAGGAUCUUUUGGCUGCAGGGACCUGCUUGGAGAGUAAUUGCCACUUGGGAGGCAUUUUCAGCUGCACUUACGGCCGUGGCUCUUACUUAUGAGGGAUACCAUGGGAGUCUGAUUUUACCCUGCCCGAGACUAAAGCAAGUUUCAAGCAUGCACUUGCAAGAUAUUCCCUUAGAACUACGCCAGGCUAUAUUCGAGCUUGUGCUCAGAGCUCCUGUGACACCAUUAACUCCCUCAGAGAGCCAACAUGGCCGAGCUCAGCUUCGUUACUGUCUUCGAGAUGUGCGAUGGGGAUGGAGACCUAGAGGUGUUUGGCAACUGGCGCCCAUGAACAAAUCGCUUAGCUUGCUUCUGGUCAGCAAACAGUUCUACGCCGAGGUUCAGGAUAUUUUCAGGCGUCUUCCAAACAGCUAUCACGUCGACAUCAUGUUCGUAAAGAACUAUGGGUUCUGGCCCACAUGGGAUAUCAUAAAGCGACCAACAUCACGAUACAUCGACAAGAUAACAUCGACGAUCCGCAUCUUCGAGCCGACCGACGAUCUUGACGAUCGCUUCAAAGACAGCCUGAGCUUCAGAGGUGGCGACGGAGGACCCGAGAGCGCCGCUUGGGCCCUUCACGAACUGCUCGUAAGCUUGAUUCAACAUGGACCUGGAUACGUCGGUCACCCGAAUAACCAGGGCUUCGUUAUCAACGAAAUCGAGGUGAAUAUCGUCUCUCCAACAGACGGCGCAGCUCACACAAGACUCGCAUGCAGAGACAAUGAAAACCCGCGGUGGCUUCGCUUGUGUGGCAUCGAAUAUGGAAACGAGCCGGUACCCGAGAAACGACUCGCAAACUACAUGACUGGUUUUUUGGACAUUGUGUUCAGGGCUGACUCUGAUGUCAGGCCAUACGGUCAAGAAUUGUACGAACACAUCUUAGAAAGUAUAACCUUUCAGCUCAACGGACAGGAGUGGGAGAAGAGGCGAAUAGACGAGUAUCUAGAGAAUUGCCAUCCCUUGACAUGGCCGCAAGACUAUAGAAAUGGUUGGUGUCGCAAGACUUUGAGGACAAGGCAAUGGUUGAGGAUGAUUCAUAGGAGGCCAGAGAAGGUGAGGAAAGGUCUGGAGGUGCAUGAUAAGCAACCAAAAUAA